CUCUCAUCACAGAGGAUUACAUAAGAAAUGGCUUCUUCGUUUAACGUCAUCGACAUGUCACGAAUCACCCCUGCUGACUCGUCCGUGUCACUCACUCUCCCGCUCACUUUCUUCGAUCUUCUCUGGUACAAAUUUCACCCCGUCGAACGAGUCAUCUUCUACCGAUCCACCGAUGCAACUCGUCCUUUCUUUGACUCAUCCAUAGUCCCCAAUCUCAAGUCCUCUCUCUCCUCAUCCCUCUCUCACUACCUCCCACUCGCCGGAAAACUAGUCUGGGACUCACUCGGCAAGAAACCAAGCCUCGUCUACUCCCCAAAUGACGCCGUUUUAUUCACCGUCGCCGAGUCCAGCGCUGAUUUCUCACUAUUAACCGGACAGAAACGUUUCCCCGCCGCUGAGUUGUACCCGUUGGUGCCCGAGUUACAAAACUCCGACGACUCGGCCUCAGCCGUGUCGUUUCAAGUCACGCUGUUUCCAAACCGAGGGUUCAGCAUCGGCGUAAGCGCACACCAUGCCGUUCUUGAUGGGAAAACGACAACCAUGUUUCUCAAAUUCUGGGCCGACACAUGCAAACGCCGACAAGACCAGACUGUAAACACUUCCUUACCGCAGGAUCUAAUCCCCCUUUACGAUCGUACGGUCAUAAAAGAUCCAAAGGAUAUCGAAACAGAGGUGAUGAACCUUUGGAGCUCUUUACUCAAAGCUUUCUCCGGCGGCAAAGAACCAGACAACCCCAAGAGCUUAAAGAUUCUUCCGUCGCCGAAGCUUAGUCCAGACGUCGUCCGGUUCACUCUCGAUCUCACUCGUGAAGAUAUCCAAACGCUUCGUGAGAGACUCAAGAGGGAGUCCUCUGCUUCCUCAUCACCUAAAGAGCUAAGAUUGUCGACGUUUGUAGUUACGUAUUCGUACGCGUUAACGUGUAUAAUCAGAGCUCGCGGCGGUGACCCGAGCAGACCGGUCGGGUACGGAUUCGCCGUGGAUUGUCGGAGCCUUCUUGAUCCGCCGGUCCCGCCGAAUUAUUUUGGAAACUGCGUUUCCGCAAUGUUUAAAAUACCGUUAAAGGCGGAGAGGUUUAUGGGUGAAGAAGGGUUUUUAAUCGCUGCGAGAUACGUUAGCGAUUCGGUUGAGGAGUUGGAUGAGACGGUUGCGUUGAAGGUCCCGGAGGUUUUGGCAGCGAUUCAGACUAUUACACAAGAAUUGCAGGUUGUGUCUGUUGCCGGGUCGACCCGGUUUGGAGUCUACGGGUUGGAUUUUGGGUGGGGCAAACCGGAGAGAGUUGUGAUUGUGUCGAUCGAUCAAGGGGAAGCGAUUUCUAUGGCAGAGGGUAGAGAUGGGAACGGUGGAGUGGAGAUUGGCUUCUCGCUCAAGAAACACGAAAUGGAGGCUUUGAUUGAUUUGCUUCGUGGCGGAUUAAGACAUUAAAGUGCUUUUCCUUUUUCUUUGAAAAAAUUGAAUAAUAAAAUAAUCCAAUUGAGCUCGUCUUCGAUGCACUCUGCAUUAGAGCAGUUAACCUUAUUUUUAUCUAAAAAUGAUGCAAAUUCAAAGUGAAUUUGAAUUUUUGUUUUGAUAGUUCCCAACAUUUUUUCCCUCCAGAAAAGAAUAUUGUAAGUGUGUUCUUUUAUUAAUAUUAUAAAUAUUAAUUGAUGAUCA
Brassica napus (rape) is the source of this 1650-nucleotide messenger RNA. Its product is annotated as phenolic glucoside malonyltransferase 1-like. The record is from RefSeq and is a predicted model, not a curated record. NCBI's taxonomy places the organism in Eukaryota, Viridiplantae, Streptophyta, Magnoliopsida, Brassicales, Brassicaceae. The transcript has a single exon. The coding region runs from base 28 to 1422 and encodes 464 amino acids.